Messenger RNA from Sphaeramia orbicularis (orbiculate cardinalfish), 6394 nucleotides. It is a transcript of the gene mtss1, whose product is annotated as MTSS I-BAR domain containing 1. The record is from RefSeq and is a predicted model, not a curated record. Gene Ontology annotation, molecular function: phospholipid binding; actin binding. The transcript has 15 exons. NCBI's taxonomy places the organism in Eukaryota, Metazoa, Chordata, Actinopteri, Kurtiformes, Apogonidae. Gene Ontology annotation, biological process: cell projection assembly; plasma membrane organization. Bases 771 to 3254 code for a protein of 827 amino acids. Gene Ontology annotation, cellular component: actin cytoskeleton; cytoplasmic side of plasma membrane.
UUGACGCAGUGUUAGGGCUAGACUCAUUCACUUCGGGUUCGGACUCCCGCUGGAGUAACAGGAGGAAAAACGGCCGCUUCUCUCGGCAAAACUAGCAGGAAACAUUAACAAAUCACUGGAAAACGUUGGAAAACAACAACUGGGAACCUUGAACCCGAGCUGGAUGUCAGAUAAGAUCAAGACCGGUUUAUUGUGAUUGUGAUCAAAGUGUGUGUGUGUGUGUGUGUGUGUGUGUUUGCGUUGGAGAAGCCAAACACACACCGUCACAGGUUGCUAGCUGAGUUAGCUAGCCGCGGUUAGCCGGGACUACAGUUAAAGCAGCCGGAGCUAAACUUAAGAAAAGACUGUCAGACAUUUUCCAGACAGUCUGCUCCAUGAUUCAGUCAUGAUGUGGGGCUUUUUCGGACGUGUAUCAAGCUGGCCGGCUGGUAGCAUCGGCUGACUGAAGCCCACUGUGAGUCUCUGGAUUUUCCUCCCGUGAGUGAGUGAGUGAGUGAGUGAGGUGUGUGUGUGUGUGUGUGUGUCUGUGUGUGUGUGUGUGUGUGUGUGUGUGUGUGUUUGUGUUUUUCACGGUUUUUACUCCUUUUUCCGCUGCUGUUUUUGGCUGAUUUUUUUAAAGGUGGACUUGGCCCUUGGGGUGUUGUAACUCCCCCCAGUAUUAAAUAAAAAGCCCCCAUUGAUACUUGUGUUGGAGUAUUUCAAAACUUGGCUGGAAGUUUUUUUUUCUUGGAGGUGAAAAAAUUGUAGGAUUUUUCCGAGCCUGUGGAAAAAUGGAUGCGGGUAUAGAGAAGGAAUGCAGCGCCUUGGGAGGGCUCUUCCAGCUCAUCAUGAACGACAUGAAGGCCAGUUAUCCCACAUGGGAGGACUUUGUCACCAAAGGAGCAAAGCUACAGUCUCAGCUCAGGACAACCAUCAUAGUGACUGGAGCCUUUUUGGAUGCCUUUCAGAAGGUGGCAGACAUGGCAACCGGGACCAGAGGUGCCACCAAAGAGAUUGGCUCAGCGCUGACCAGGAUGUGUAUGAGACACCGCAGCAUUGAGUCCAAGCUCAAACUGUUCACCACAGCUCUGUCAGAAAGUCUCAUCACCCCUCUGGAAAUGAAGAUGGAGGAGUGGAAGAAAGUGGCCAGCCAGCUGGACAAAGACCAUGCUAAAGAGUAUAAGAGGGCCAGAGCAGACAUCAAAAAGAAGUCAUCAGACACCAUCAAACUUCAGAAGAAAGUGAAGAAAGGGAAGGAUGAGGCACGAGGCCAGCUGGAUAGCGCACUGCAGGAUGUUAAUGUCCGUUACGCCGUCCUGGAAGAGACAGAAAAGAGAGCGGUGUGCAGAGCGCUGAUAGAGGAGAGAGCACGAUACUGCAGCUUUGUGACCAUGCUGAAGCCUGUUCUGGACCAUGAGAUCAACAUGCUCGGAGAGGUGACCCACCUGCAGACCAUCCUGGAGGAUCUAACUAGCCUAACAGCAGAGCCAAAUAAACUGCCAGCAGCCAGUGAGCAGGUAAUUUUGGAUCUUAAAGGCUCAGAUUUCAACUACACAUAUCAGACACCUCCUGCAUCUCCCAGCAACACACUGUCCAGGAAGAGCAGCAUCAGCAGUAACUACCAAUCUGGAUCAGUGAGACACGUUCCCUCUCUGGACUCCAUCAGCUGUGCCGUAGAUGGUGUCCACAUCCAGCGCUGCUCCUCCCCCUAUCUGCUGAUUGGCUGUGACGAAACUGGGCGGUCGCUCAGUGAAGGGAACUCCCCCUCUCGCCUCAGUCGGCACAGCAGCUGCGGUCGCUAUGGCGGUUACCAUGGCCAUCGUGUUAGCCGCAGGGAUAUGAUCACUGAUGCAGUUGGCUCUACCAACCAACUGGCUUCAGGAGGUACAGAGAAUGGCCUGCUGGCUCCCCCACACAUUGCCUACACCCACCAGGGAGAGAGAGCCCGUGCCAUGUCUGCAUCUGGAAAGUCUUGCUCGGCCCGGGAUCAGCUGGUAUUGACACUGGGUGCAUUGAAUUCGGAUGCCCCAAGGAGCAGCAGGGACUCUCUGCACUGUUCCAGUGGCUACAGCACCCAGACCACCACACCGUCCUGCUCUGAGGACACCAUACACACACACACUGUGAAGAGAGAUCCUCCCAUGUAUGUUGAUUAUGAGUCCAUCUCGCUCCACGGAGAUGCCGACUCUAUCUCCUUGCAUCAUCUCUCCCAUGGCAACAGCCAGUCCGACUUUGACAAGUCAUCAACCAUCCCAAGGAACUCUGACCUCAGUUUGCAGUACAGGAAGUUUGCCCAGUCCAAGCGCCCAGCCUCCACCGUCAGCUUAUUGGCCGAACCAGAGCUGAUGGGUGGGUCUGUCCGCCAGCUGCCAUCCCACACAGCAACCAUCAGACGCAAACCCUCAUCCAAGCCGGCAUAUCGUAGGGGCACAAUCAGUGGGGGGGUUCCCAUUCCCAUCUGUACCCCACAGGUUCCCCUCAAAGCCCUCGGAGGCACUGGUGGCAGCGACGAGAACGUCUUUGCAGUGCCCUCUGCUGGAGCAGCAGGAUUAGGUCACAGUAAACUCUGCACCUCCACUCAGAGCCUCAGCGCAUUGCCUCACUCCUCAUCCUCUUCCCCAUACUACCAGCUGGUCCCAGGUCAGAUGCCCAUCCCAGUGCCUGUACCCACUGUACCCUCCAUGCUACCAGAGGGCACCGCCAAACAACAGCAACAGAGACAGUACCUACAGCAGCAGCAGCAACUACAGCAACAGCAGCAAAUCCACCAACAACUAAAUCAUCAACGGCAACACAAUCAACUGCAACAGCACAAUCAGCAGCUUCAGAUUCAGCAGCCACAGUACCAUCAAAAGCAACAGUUUCAUCAACAACAGCAAUUACAGCAACACCGUCAACAUCAGCAACAAAUCCAGCAACAGGUUCCACAGCAGCAAUUUCAGCCACAAAUUCAGUCUGAGACUGAGCAACAGCUGAACCAGCAUCAGAAGCAGCAGCUGUUCCAACAGCAGCGCCAAGUCCCAGUCCAGGCCCAGUCCCAGUCCUCCAACUCCUCCUCCACUGCCCGGGAACAGCCCUCUGGUGUCGGCCCUGGCGUUCAAUAUCAGCCCCACGCUCCACCACCCUCCAUCCAGGACCACAACCUGGAGCAGCUGACCCAAGAGGGAGGAGGAGGAAACAUGCUGGCCAUGAUCAGAGGAGUAAAGCUCAGAAAGACGGUGUCCAACGAUCGCUCCGCCCCCAUGCUGCCCCCACCACCGACCAAUCACAAAUGAGCACCUCAUUGCUCAUUUUACUGCUCAGUGUCUUACUGAAAGUUGGAACACACACAGACUUUAUGUCCCAGACUUUACAAACACACUGACUAAUUGCUGGAACAUGUUGUAUGUCUUUUAUUCUCCCAAAGUUGAAAGUUUUUGUUUCUUUUUAGGUGGUUUAGAUUUCUGUUUGAGACUUUGUGGCCAUUUAUUGCUACAGAGACAGCUUUUUGCCUUUUUUUGUUGGUUCUUGUUUGCAUUUCGAUUGUUGAUAAAAGCUUUUGGUUGAUCAAGUCUUACCCAGUAGACAUUCAUUGUUGUUGAUUGUUUUGGUCAGGUGUUCAUAUGUGGCUUGUUAAGUAGCCAAACAGGAAGAUUUUAGUGUCCCAGAUCCUCUCUAAGUCUUGGGUGUGUUUGAUUUGCCUUGUGUGUGUAGAGACCCAGGAGAAUGGGGUUUAGCUUAAUUAGUCAAUGCAGUAUCUCCGCUGUGGUUAAACCAUGGUUUGUGGAGGUUUUCAUUUGCUGGCUGCGGGGUCCACUUUAUCUGUAAGGUGAGUGGAGAGAGAGUCGAACACUGAACCUGCUGCUAAGACUCUGACAUAGAAUAUAUAAAAAUGUGAGAACAAAAAGUUGCAUGGGGCACAGAUCUGUCAACAGUUAAUGAUCGCUCUGACACAGAGAAAGUAACAUAGAUGAGUCAGUCUUUAUUCUGACUCAAGUGGUGACAUAUUUCACAUCUGGAUGACAAAUGGUGCCCCUGAAAGGACUAAGAUAAAGUUACUGCAUGAACAUCUGGUUUUUACUGUGUUUAAUGAGCAGGUUCAUGUGACUAAUGCAAUCAAACAGUGGCAGCUUUUAGAGGUGGCAGUGAUGUUGGUAGAGGAGCUGAUUAGCAACUGGAGACUACAUUGUUGCUGGCAACAUAGCAGACUUAGAGGAGUAGAACAUUUAAGUCGGUCACGGCUGUUUAUCACCUCAAUAUCAUUAAAUUUUUUGCAGGUAAAACAACCAUUUACUUGGGUUUCUUUUGUCUUUUAAGGUAAAAAACCUGUAGCUUUUUGGUGAGAGUUCACAAUUUAAGGUAUUUAAUUUCCUAUUUUUUAACUAUAGACUGUGUAGAUGAGGUCAGAGCCACUGAGAUGCUUAACAAUGUCAUUUGAAGCCUCAGGAUAGCAUUUUGACCAUUGAUAAACUGGUUUACUGGAGCCAAAAGUGACUAUAUUCAGACAAAAGGGCAGAGCUGCAGUAGGGCAAGAGGUGAUGAGUAAGAUAAUGCUAAAUCUUAACUUACUGAUAUGGUAUAAUGGUUAACUGCAUCAAGCAUUUAAUUUGCAAAGUCAUUUAACAGUCUUAUAAGCACACACAAGCUGUUUGUCAAGACAAAAUACAGUUUAAAUCAAUAAACAGCAGUACAUUACAGAUGGACCAGAACACUUACUGGAGAGUCCAAGUAAAAUGAACAAGACCAAGGUACCUUUAACAUAUGUUUGCAUUGGCUUCUCUUUGGAGUUCAUUAUGCUAAGGACUUUUCAAGAGCUUGCUCUCACUUGAUUCUUUAACAUGACACAUUCUGUAUUUAUUUGCAGAAUUUUACCAGGGUCCAAUAGCUGGUUCUACUUUGGAUCUGUUCUCAAGUUGUUGAAAUAUUUUAAUUUGUUAAACUGUAAAUAUCUUGGUUCUAAUUUGGUCUCUGGUCUGGUUUACAUGUCGUAAUUCAUUAGAGUAGUGCACACAUACAAUACAUUAACCUGUUACACACCUCAUGUAGAAUUAUCUCUGAAGGUUUAGGAUGUAAAACUGGGACAGGGUUGUAAACACAUUAGUUAUAUCCCUCAUGCUGUAAACAAAUAAGAAGUGAGUGCAUUGAAAAAUGUAUGCACCUCCUAAUUAUACUCUUCACAGUGGCUCAGAGUAAGUAAUUGUUUUUGAAAGGUUAAAUUCACAGUUUUAAGAGUAUUAGCUUAUUUGUUUCACCUGCAGUUUUUGCUUUUCCGCAGCUUUUUUUCCCCAUGCAAAAUAUCCUAUAAAUAACUUCAAAACUAGCUACUACUUUUGAGAACACCUAACAAGCUGAUAUUGGGGUAUGUAAGCAGUUUGGGACCUUUGAACCUAAUAUUUUGUACACUGGUGGUACAAGUUAUAUAAAAACUAAAAUCAACCAUUUUCAUCUCUAAAAAUUAAUAGAGUAGCUCCAUUUCACUUCUUCUGUUGCCUCUAAAAGUUGUCUGCUGAGUUGAAAAGCAGGGCUUCUUUUAAUGAAUCAGUUACUGUAAAAAUAAAAUAUCCAAAAUUAUCAGCAACUAAUCUAAAAAGAAAUGUUUUUAAUGGACGAUUAGAAUUUCCCCAGAUUAUUUUCUGUAAGCUGUUACCAAACUUGAUCUGAAAAAGGCUAAAUGUUUUUAACUCACUAAAAUGAGUUAAAACCAAAGGAUUUGGUUUCAAACAGACUUACAUAUUUUGCUAUGUGGAGUUUGAGGUUUUAACUCCAAAAAGUGAAAGUGAACUAUUUUACAGUUAAUCAAAUUAAACUCAACUGUUUGGUUGCUGGUGGAUUGUGUGUGCUGUAUGAAUCUAGCCUCUUGGUUUUCUGAGAUCAUGGUUUCAGUCCUAAGCUGCCCUCUGGAGACCUGCUGCAUGCUGGGAAAUGCAGUUUAGUGUCUGUUCUCUGAAAAAGGUGUCUGUGUAUUUUGGGAUGUCAAUCAGCUGUAUAGGUUAUUCAAGUGUUUAUAUUGUUGAUGAGACAGAAAGCUGCCAUUGACUUGCUUUUCAUUUGAUUGAUUGAUGGACCCAAUAACCCCACAGCAGUUGUAUAUGUAUAUAUUUGCGCUUCUGUUCCUGGGAGAGAUCUGAAUCUAUAUAUUAAAAUGUAUGUAUACAUAUUCUGAUUGUAUUUUUGUUGAUUUAUUGAUCAGAGGACGUGAUUGGCUCUGACACCACAUUGGUCCUCACUAGUCUUAUUUUUGUAGAAAAGCUUUAAAACCUGGUGAACUUCCCAAUGUUUGAGGAUGUCAAACCUGACCGGAUGUGACUGUUGAGAAGCAAGCAAAAGACUACAUGGACAAGAUGAACCAACAGAAUGUAGAAAUGUGUUAUCUUCAUCUUUCACGUUUACUGUGGAAUCAAAUAAUAAUAAUAAUGAUUGAUUGAGCCUGGUGGUA